This is a messenger RNA of Temnothorax curvispinosus, 8565 nucleotides long. Its product is annotated as voltage-dependent calcium channel type D subunit alpha-1-like. The transcript is spliced from 20 exons. Gene Ontology annotation, biological process: calcium ion import across plasma membrane. Lineage: Eukaryota; Metazoa; Arthropoda; Insecta; Hymenoptera; Formicidae. Gene Ontology annotation, molecular function: high voltage-gated calcium channel activity. The record is from RefSeq and is a predicted model, not a curated record. The coding region runs from base 1012 to 4638 and encodes 1208 amino acids. Gene Ontology annotation, cellular component: voltage-gated calcium channel complex; membrane.
CACUGUGGUUUUUACCCCUCCAUAUAUAGCGUUAUUAAUCAGUAAAACAUGAAUAAUAACAUGACAUCCGAGUUAUUGGAUUUAUUUCUUCGUAAAAUUUCGUUUUUCAACUUUAACUUUCAACCUUCGAGAUCUGCGAUAUAUAUAUAUGUAUAUAUAUUCGAAGUGAUAACGUUUUAUUAUAGCGACAAAUGCGAAUUUCAUCGAGAAACGAGCGUUAUCCCACACGGGGGAUCCACGAAUGUAACCGAGCACGCUCGUGAUCUCACACGUGUAAAAUCAACUUUCGAGGAAAACGCCGAGGUUUUUCCCCGCCCAAAAGUCCCAUAGGUGCAUUGCCGAGAAAAAACAUCGAGCACUGAUGGAUGGAUGGCGAGGGCUUAGUUCACGCGAUGAGAGCAAAAGGGAUAAAACUAAAACAAAAAAAAAAGAAUAAAAGAUAAAAGAGAGAGAAACCGGAGAUCUCUGAGAGGAAAGAGAGCUCCGAGGAAUCGAGAGGAAAUCAGAGGAGAAGCUGCGCAACUUUCAAAGGGAUCGAUCAAGUCGUGUAAGAAAUCGCCGCGCGUAUAAGAAAUUCGUAGAAUAAAAACAGAUAUAUAUGUAUAUAUAUAUAUACUCUACAUACAGGAAGAGAGGAUAAAUCGAGCUAGCGAGGGCUAUAUAAAAUGCUAUGAGCGACUGAAAACGCGAACGAGACGAUAUUAAACGAGUAUGAUAUAAAGGAAAAAAAAAAGUUGAAAAUCGUGGCGAGAACUUCCACUAUCCGAACGGCCCCACAGAUCCCCGCCCCUGCCCCCGCCCCCGCCCCUCAGCCCCUUGGAGUGAUGAUUACCCAGGCCACCCUAAAUUAAUGCUACUCUAUUUUUUUUGUUUCUCUCUCACUCUCUCACCACCCCACGUGUUCCCCGCUGUGCUCGCUCGCCCUGCUCGUCUCCGCAACCGAAAAACGCUACGUGAAAAAAGUACGUAGUGAAGUGUGUGAUUGUCGCCAUUAAAACGAUCGGCAACAUUAUGUUGGUCACCUAUCUCCUACAGUUCAUGUUCGCUGUUAUCGGGGUACAGCUGUUUAAGGGCAAGUUUUUCUAUUGUUCCGAUGCAUCGAAAAUGACGAAGGACCAGUGCCAGGGUACUUAUUUGGAAUUCGAAGACGGUAAUAUUAACAGGCCGGUCAUGAAACUCAGACACUGGGAUCGACAGAGUUUUCAUUUCGAUAACGUUGCGAAGGCGAUGUUGACCCUUUUUACGGUCUCGACUUUCGAAGGUUGGCCAUCACUUUUAGAGUGGUCGAUCGAUUCGAACAAAGAAGAUCAUGGACCAAUUCAUAAUUUUCGGCCGAUAGUGGCCGCCUACUACAUCAUCUAUAUCAUCAUCAUUGCGUUCUUCAUGGUGAACAUCUUCGUCGGUUUCGUUAUUGUCACCUUCCAGAACGAGGGUGAGCAAGAGUACAAAAACUGCGAGCUCGAUAAAAAUCAGAGAAAUUGCAUCGAGUUCGCGCUGAAAGCUAAGCCAGUGCGCCGAUACAUACCGAAGCAUCGAAUACAGUACAAAGUCUGGUGGUUCGUCACCUCCCAACCGUUCGAAUACACGAUAUUCACGCUAAUUAUGAUCAACACCGUGACGCUCGCAAUGAAAUUUUAUCGCCAGCCGGACAUCUACACGAAUGUCCUGGACGUUCUCAACAUGAUCUUCACCGCCGUGUUCGCCCUCGAGUUUGUGUUUAAGUUGGCUGCGUUUCGAUUUAAGAAUUACUUCGGCGAUGCGUGGAACGUAUUCGACUUUAUUAUCGUGCUCGGAAGUUUCAUCGAUAUCGUUUAUUCGGAAGUUAACCCUGGAUCCACUAUCAUUUCCAUCAAUUUCUUCAGACUGUUUCGCGUGAUGAGAUUGGUGAAACUGCUGAGCAGAGGGGAAGGCAUCCGAACACUUUUAUGGACGUUUAUCAAGUCCUUUCAAGCUCUGCCCUAUGUCGCCCUUCUCAUUAUAAUGCUCUUUUUCAUUUACGCUGUGAUAGGCAUGCAGGUGUUCGGAAAGAUCGCGAUAGACGAUUCUACGGCGAUAAAUCGUAAUAACAAUUUCCAGUCUUUUCCACAAGCCGUGUUGGUUCUGUUUAGAUCGGCAACAGGCGAGGCGUGGCAAGAAAUAAUGAUGGCUUGUUCGUCACAAGAUAGCGUUAAAUGCGACUCCAACAGCGACGAAAGCGACAAGAAUAGUUGCGGGUCGGACAUUGCAUUUCCUUACUUCAUAUCUUUCUACGUGCUCUGUUCGUUUCUUAUCAUCAAUCUCUUCGUCGCCGUUAUCAUGGACAACUUCGACUACUUGACGAGAGAUUGGUCGAUUCUCGGGCCGCACCACUUGGACGAGUUUAUUCGCCUGUGGUCCGAAUACGAUCCCGAUGCUAAGGGGCGCAUCAAACAUCUGGAUGUGGUAACGUUACUAAGGAAAAUAUCGCCGCCCUUAGGUUUCGGAAAGCUGUGCCCCCAUAGAGUAGCUUGUAAGAGACUCGUCUCGAUGAACAUGCCGCUGAACAGCGACGGCACCGUAUUGUUCAACGCGACCUUGUUUGCCGUCGUAAGGACGUCGCUGAAAAUCAAGACGGAGGGCAACAUUGACGACGCGAACGCCGAACUCAGGGCGGUGAUCAAGAAGAUCUGGAAGAGGACCAGUCCGAAGCUUCUCGAUCAAGUCGUACCACCGCCCGGAGUGGACGACGAGGUGACGGUCGGCAAGUUUUACGCGACCUUCCUCAUCCAGGACUAUUUCCGUCGAUUCAAGAAGCGCAAGGAACAGGAAAUGAAGGACGGCGACAGAGAUUGUCACAAUACUGUGACGCUUCAAGCCGGAUUGAGAACGUUACACGAAGCUGGCCCCGAAUUAAAACGCGCGAUUUCCGGCAAUUUGGAAGAACUCCUCGACGACAAUCCGGAACCUAUGCACAGGAGAAACCACUCGCUCUUUGGCAGCGUGUGGUCCAGCAUGCGAAAAGGACAUCACAGCUUCCACAGGGCGAAAUCGCUAAAGGUCAACUCCGCCGCUGCGAAGGCUUCCCCGACCAAUUCCAUAGAUUUUCUACCGUAUGCCUCGUUGCGAAGGACCGCCGUCGCGGAUGUCACCAAACAAAUCGCUCACCAACUUGUGCCAAAUGUAGCGAGUGGUCUAAGUGACGGCGCGAUGAACCAGAUGGGGACCGAUCUGCGAUUGACGGGCGUCGAAGAGAAUAUCCCUCUGAGACCGCUCGCUGCCUUCGGCAAUCCGGCGCAACCGACGUCUUACAAAGUGGUCGAUCUUCAGGACGGAAUCGAGCGGCAGUUGACGCCACCCACGCCUCCGCCGCGACGGAACCCACCGUCCUCGUCUACCGGGACCCCGAGCACCGGCACCGCCGUGCACACCCCCGUCGCUGCAGCGGCAGCAACGGCAGCAACGGCAGCCACCGCAGCCACCGCAGCAGCAUCCGCGGCGGCCGGCACGACGAGCGGGUCGAGCGUCACGACGACGACGAUCACCGCGUCGUGCACUGCGAGCGCGAACACCUCGACCACCGCGACGAGCUCAAGCCCCGCUUCCUCGUCAAACGGGACGAACUGUUAUUAUACCUACGCGUCGCGGGGCUGCUGUGUCGAUUGCGCAGUUUGGAGCAAUCACGCCCUAGACGACUGCAACGAUGAGGACACGUCAACCGGAAGCGGAUCGAGCGAUUCCGGCAGGUGGAACCCGCACUCGGAGGGCGGCGGCGUGGCGCGGGGCACGACAGGGAAACCCCAUGUCACCGUGCUGGGCGGCCGGUCGUCGAAGCGCCGGGCCAAGGCCCGUCGCGACGCCGCGACCGCCGGUGGCAAAUCGGCACCGGCGAGCUUCCGAUCGCGGGACGCGGCCGCCGCAGCCGCCACGAUGGCGGCGGGAUCCGCGACCGGUGGUGCGGCCGCUACGUCGUCGGGCCCCCCCGGCACGCGCACCGUCGCCAAUGGCCUUAAAAUGGCACAGAACCAGGCGAUCGCCGUGGCCGGCUUCCUCGCCGACGUCGACUCGCGACAAUGGCGCGUCUGCGCCUCCUGCUUGUCGCACCGAGCGUCGUCCUACCACGGCAGAGUUUCCUGGGCCACUGAGAGUAACGGAAGCGUCGGCGCAGAGCGCCUGUCCCACAGUAUGCCCGGCAGUCCCGCGGACCGGAAGCCGAACUUCGAGGUCAUUGGGAGCGCGGAGAGCCUCGUCGGUCGGGUCCUGGUGGAGCAAGGUCUGGGCAAAUACUGUGAUACGGAUUUCGUGCGGUACACGUCGCGCGAGAUGCAAGAGGCGCUGGACAUGACGCGCGAGGAGAUGGACCAGGCCGCUCACCAGCUGCUCCUGCAGGAGCGGCGCGGCCAGCCGUUGACCUACCAGCUGCAGCAGGGCACGGAGGAGCAGCAGCCGCAGCAGCACCUGCAACCGUGGAGCGGCGGCCAGCGACCGACCACGACCGGCAUCGGUUACCAGCCGUUGCAGGAGCAGCCACCGAGUCAACCAGCCUAUCGCCCGCUUCAUUCUUCUUCCAGCUACCGUCGCGGCAGUAAUCGGCAGCAGCAGCAGCAGCAGCAGCAGCAGCAGCAGCAACAACAACAACAACAACAACAACAGCAGCAACAACAGCGACAACCGCCGUCCUAGCAGGACGAGAAGGUCGCCGCGACGCGAACAUCGUCCACGUAACCCGAAAACUCCUACUCCCCCUCGUCGGGAGUAGUCGUCGAAGGACCGAGAUCGUCAGUUAACAUGAAGUAACUGCGCGAGAGGAAUCGAAUCGCCGACCUCCUACGGGAUCUGAAUCGAUCGCGCGAGUUCGGAUGGAUUCAGACCGCGCGGGGCUCGAUUGCCGUUGUUGUUGUUGUUGCUCGAAGAGCAUAAGGACGCUUUAUAAAAACUGUUCUGAAUAUGUAUAGCUGUAGUUAGGUACGGAUCGAGAGACGCCACUCGAGAGACAAAACGCUGACUUACAAUUUAGUCUAGGGGAGGGAGAAACGGGGCGAAAGUCGCGACGAAGGGCGGACCGGCUCGACGUCGAGAUGGUCCAUCCCGUUAAUGGACACCAAUAAACGCGUUUUUUUCGUUCGAGCGAAUAUUUUCUAACCGAACGCGGGUGUUCAUCCGGCACUUUUUGAGUCACGCGAAUCGCUCGCAAUUCCUAACUUGGCACGGAUAUCCUUGAGCGAGAUGCGUGCAAGUUGGACGAUCGCGCGGAGCAAGCUGCUGUUUGUUUAGGCACAAGAAUAUAUAGACUUUUAAGAUGUAUUUUCCCGCGACGGAGGAUCAGGACGAUCGAGAGUCGUCGCGGCGCGGAGCUUCAUUUUUUUGAACACGUCGAACGACCGCGAGAUUAAAAUCGAGGGAGCAUCCCGGGACUUGCAGGGGCUCCCGACGGAAUUGAGUUUUACUUCUCUAGAAAACUCUUCUAGAGAUUCGCCAUUGUUCCCAUUUAACGUUGAUCUCCGUUUUCUGUUCGAUUCGUCCCGAUCAAGGGCGAACGCCACGUGUAGAAAAUAGACGAAUUAGAAUGAAAGAAAUAGGAAAUUCUAUGAAACUGUAAGCUUCUCAUUAUCAAUUUUAACGAUUGGCUUUGAAAUUUUUGAAACAGUAUUUAAUUUGAUCUGUAUAAAAAGCGCCUAAUUGGGAGCAAUUAAUUAGACAUUCAGAAAGUGAAUUCUUCCCUCAGGAUUUUAAGAUAUAUAUUAAAGUAAAUUCCGUACAGUAUCGGUGUUAAAAGACACGAAAAUAGAGAAAUUUAUAAAAUUGUGAAUUUUCCAAACUUCUCAUGUCGAAGAUUAAGUCGAAUCUUGCAAAAAUGGAUGUCUCUCAAUUAUCUUAAUUCGUCUAUUUUUGCGUCUAUUUUUUAGCGACAUGAUAUUUUCUUUUACAAAAUUCAUCGCCUAUUUUAACUCUUUACGACGCUUUAUAGAAUCUCUAUUAUUAUCUCGUAAAAGUAUUCUGACGUAAUAACUUUUUAUCAACUCACCAUAAUUUCCCGUUGGACAGUAAAAAUCUCUCUUCUAGACAGACAAGCGAAAAAGUUAGAUAAAAAAAAUGCUAAAAUAAAAAAUUCGGGUCGUAAAGGGUUAAAGGAGAAUGAAAGAAAAAAAACACGUCGGCGGAUGAUCGUUCUUACUGUUCUCACAAUUGAUUACUCUCGUUGUCCUUGUUCCGAUGAUUACCGGUUACUAGCACGAUAAUUACGACUCAUGAUUCAUACGUAUAUAAAUUCUAGACAAGAUAACAAGUGCCUAAGUAUCUAUAACUUCUUUCGGACCAGAGAAAGACUUUUAUCAACUUAGACAAAGUAAAACGACUAUUAUUGCGAAUUAUUAUUGCGCGAGGAGAGAGAGCUGCGAGUGUGUUGUACACUACUGAUGAAAUGUUGUGACGAUAUAUAUAGAUAUUAUUAUUCGUAUUUGUAAUUGUGUACAUAACACCGUAUGCGCGCGUAUAUUUCCGCUCAGAUGCGUGAGGAUGAAUGGCCGAUAAAACUAGCGCUGCGAGAGAUUCGAGAUUAGUAUAUUAAUAUAAAUAUAAAUAUAUAUAAAUAUAUAUUAUAUCUCUAGAUGGCAAUCUCUAUACAAACGAGAGUAAAGGGGGGCGGAGCGGGGCGUAACGGAGACGGGGAUAAGUUUUGAUGGGGUGUUGACGCGGAACUUUUCCCCUCUCGGAGAAACGCGGUCAUGCGAUAUAUGGUUUUUAUUACGUAAAGUGUAAACUCGAACGUGAAAACGAUCGGAUAUGCAAAGAUCUGAAUCACGAAUCUCUUUCUCUCUCUCUUUCUCUCUUUAUCUUUAAUCCACGAUUACACCCACUCAAGUGCAUGUUCAACGAUACGGAGAGCUUUAUAAAGAGCCACUUCAUAGAUAUUCCCGACAGUCUCAUCUCUGGGGGACGCGCGCCGCUUACGAGAGAUUUACUGGCGAUUUUUAAUUAACGACGAGUCAAGCGAAAAGUUUCGCUUCAAUCGGCUAACGCGUUUGGCCUCGAAAAUAUUCUAUUGUGCUGUGAGAGAUUAAUAUAGCAGUCCUCAAAGUUUGCUAAUUUUGAAAGUGUCCAGUUAAAGACGGUCAAUCAAAAUAAAAAAUCGUAAAAUGAUUCGAAAUUAAUCAACUUUUAUAUACAAUGUAUAAUAAUUAAAUGUACACAUUGACUGCAAUGUUAUAAUAAUUGUAUGAAAUAAUUGUGUGAAAUGUGGAAAAGGAUGUGAGCGAAAAGUUGCUCGAGAGAUAAUUGAAGAUACCUUCGUGCGGAAUCUUUUUUGGAGUAAAUCGUUUGGAAAUAGCGCGGGUCCCCUUUCACGCACAAAGAGUUCACUCGUAAAAAAAAAGAAACCGCAGCCGACAGAAAACCACAGCAGCCGCAGUAAUUUUGUCAGACUUUUUAAAAUCCGAUCACAGUAUGUAGAAAAUCGCGUUAUCGAUGUGUGUGUCAUUCGAGUGUGACUUUGGGCUUUUACGCAGAAACGUGAGAUUGGAAACCGGAGGAGGUGCGUAGACACUGAAACUAACUACGUAAAUGUUAACUUAUAGACGUUGACAAAUUUUUAAGCUCUCGUAAAUUUUAUAAGUAUCUCGUCAAUCGGCGUGGUUCUGGAGAUUUGUCGCGUAAUAUGCUUCGAUUUUUUUUCCCGUUUGUAUACUAUGUCGAACCGUAAAAAAGAAAAAAAAGAAAAAGAAUGUAACGUGGAGUAGAACCAAUUAGAGUCUAAUGCUUGAUGGGAGAGAGACCUCAGAACUCAAGAGUUUCGCCGAAUUACGGGCGAGCGCCGAGCGAUUGACAAAUCGGUUUAUUGUUAACUACGGACUUACUAGUUUGGAAUACUUUCAGAAUCACGUCCUUCGGCAGCCUUCUGGGCUUGUCUACGACCAAUGCGAACUCCACUCUCUCACACAUCUUCACUUCGCGAAUUUUUCUUACGUAUAACUCGUCGAUCUAUUUCCCCACUUUACAUUAUAUUCUUUCGUAUAUCGCUUUGCUUUAUCCUAUAACGCUGUGAGCCAAAGAGCUCCUGCUUGCAUCGACGAUCGAUUCGUAGAUCGCACGAUGUACGAAUGAUCGAAGAUUUCUUUCUUUCUCUGAUCUUUGGUUCUACCCCUUUUAAUCGUCGAUUUGCAUAUCCCACGUUUGACGCUCUAUAUAUUAAUUUCAUUAUCGAUUAUCCUUCUCUUCUUCCAUUUAGUUUCUUCAUUUUAAGUAAGUGAUAACGCGAAACCGUUAUUAUGAAACAUACAGUGUAUAUAUAAAUAUAUACACGCACGUACAUAUGCCAAAUUUUUAGAGAAGAGUUGGACGAUGCUGAAGCAGCAAGUGUAAAUUACAAAAAACUACGGGUCCGUAAACACGACCACAAGUAGCGGCAGAAUUUUUUACGCUCUGUAAGGUAUAAUAUAGAUCGCCGUCUGUUCCUCUCGUCUCUCGCGGACGGAAGAGAUACAAAAGAAACACAAAAAUAAUAUAAAAAAAAGUAAAUGGAGCGCUACACGGUCCAGAACCACUAAUGUUUAAAAAUCCGAAGUCUGUUUAUAUCUUAUGAUGUCUGAAUAAAAAUUGUCAUAGCAAUUAAAA